AAGAAAAUUUUAAUUAUUACAGGCAUUAUUUAUUAAUGUACUAUUGUACAGAUCGAUAAGUUUAAUAGUUAAAUAAUUAAUAAUAUCUUUUCUUUUAUAUCAAUUUUAAUCAAUGAUUAAUUUAUUGUUAUUUAUGCUAUUCAUGCAAUAUAUAUUUUAUAUAUAACUAUGUAAUCGUGAUUAAUUUGCAUUCUUUUUUUAUAAUAAUCAGCUUUGCAUUCUGAUCAUCAUUUAUGAUUUCUUGAAACUGUUAAUGAAAUAAUUUUCUUUUAUAUUGAAUAUUUAUGACGAGAAAAUUAGUUGAACUUUGUUUUUUCUAUAAUGAGUCUUUCAACCUAAAAUUUAAAUUAUCAAGUACAAAGGAUGUAAGGACAUGUUGUUAUAGAAUCUUUAUAUGAGAGGGUUAAAUUAGUAACUGAUUUAUUGAAAAUAUAAUGAAUUUAAAAGAAAGAAAAAAAAAAAAAAGAUACAAAGAAGUAUGAAUGUUACGGAAAAUUACAAACUAUGGGAAAUAUAAUUUAAGCGGCCAAUUAGUCAUUGAUACGUAAGAUUUAAAAAAAUAUAUUACAACAUGUUACGACAGCUUUCGCCAUACAUGAACUAUAAGUAAUCGACGAUUGUAUUAAUAGGCACUUUUUGGGUAACCAAAGAUUAUCUUCUACACCGUCUUGAAACAUUACAAUUGAAUCACGAAUAUGAAUAUAUGUAGUUGGCUGAUAUUGAAAAAUUCCCUUACAGGGAUUGCUAAUCAGGGAUCAUCGCAUAGAUUAAAAAUAUGCCCAAUUCUAUUAAAACAUUAAAAAAUAAAAUUAUUAGUAAAAUCGUACUAAGUUAAAGUUUCAAAGGAGGCGAAUAUGAACAACUAGUUUACCUCGAGAAUCAAACGUGCUUCGUCUUAGCAACGAUAGGAUUUUUUAAAAACCUUAGUGCAAAGAUAUCAAGUAAAUUCAAAACGUGCUCUUCCACGAAAGCCUUCGUGUAUCUGAUACGAGAAAAGGAAGAAUAAUGUGAUUUUAUAAUUUAAACUUUAGAAUAUUAAGGAUCUUUUUAAAUCUUUAAACGCUUACGUUUAUAUCGUCGAGAUACGACCAGAUGUAUAUUUUUGAUUUCACGUAAUACCACAUUAGUCGAUGAAUCAGUAAGUUCACACGGUACAUUCGAAAAUUAUUUCAACUUCUCGGCAGCUUUUUCAAAAAUCUAAUCUCAUUGAUUAUGAAAAAGACGAACAUUUAAGAUGAAGAUACAUGAAGAGAAUAUGUGAAUGUUGAUAUAAUUUAAGAACGUAUCUAAGAACGCUGUUGUAGAUGCAAACGCUUUUUAAUACGAAUUUUUAAUAUUUACUUGUUAAAAGCGACGCUGAGAAAUUUUUUAAUUACGCGUUAAAAUAUAAAAACGAAGCGUGCUUGCACAAAAGUGAUAAUAGAAAUUCUGUUUAAAAUAGUGUUUGCAUAGAUGUUUUAUCUCAGAAUUUCUUAUAAUGCAAUUUAAGUAUCCUGAAUAUCGAUGUCUAUCGAUGUCCGAUUUAUAGCUACUCUGUCUAACCGUCUAUUUGUUGAAUGUAUAUUAAAUAGUUGCAAGGAAAUCAUGUAAUAUUAAAUUAUUGUUACAAAUGACAAUGAUAUAUUAUAGUGAAUUUUUCUUGCGUCUUAAAUUUAAUAUGUAUAAUAUGGAUUUUAACGGAGACAUCGUAAAUUUGUUAUAUGAUAUGUGAUAGCCGUUGAAAUUUUUCCGAUACGAUUUCUAAUUUUUGUUCACAAGAACGCUGCCAUGUUAGCGUAAAUUCGUUUGAUUACGAUCUUUCGUUUAUUUAAACUUCAUUAAUCUAGAUUUACCGUUCGACAUAUUUUCUAAUUUAUUCAAUUCAAUUUUGCCAUAAUGCACUAGAUCACGCCAAUGGAGCGAGAAUCUUUUUUGUCGAGAAUCUUUUGCCCAGGAUCCCCACCCCCCCAAUGCGUGUAUUUUAUGUACAGUCUGUAUAUUAUGCGCAAAAUUUAGCGGAUCAAAGUCUCGAAUAGAUCAAGGACUUCGAGGAUUCGAAGUCUCAGAUCUGUCGAUAGUGAAUCGUUUGUUAGAAAUAUCUUCGAAUUUUAUAUAACGAAAAGCGCUGUUGUACUAGAUGCUUAGUCAGAUUUAAAUAAGUUCGAAUUUUAAUCUAUACACGUUCCUCCUACUCUUGGGUUACCUUACAAAGGGCAUGUUGUCGGUACAAUCAUGUUUUAUUAUUAUUAUUAUUAUGAGAUGUAAUAUUAUUAUUAUUAUUAUUAUUAUUAUUAUUACUAUUAUUACUAAACCACUUUAUUAUAUUAUAUAUUAUAUUAUAUUUCUCUAACGUUUGUAAUUAGUUCACAAUGCCCUUUUAUAUUAUCAAUCAAUAUUUAUUAAAAAAUAUUAUCCUUAAAAUAUUCAUACGAUGUACAUAUACGCACAUACACUAUCACAAAGUCUUAAGGUUCACUUAAACCUCCAUGUUCUCAGGGUUUCACUUUCUAAGAACCUGCUAGUUAAAAAUGUAAAGAAAGGAGGAAAAGAGAGUUGCGACGUAAUAUCAGUUGUGACGAAUCGUUAAUUUAAGAAAGGCAGGACAUUUUUAAUUGCACCUUUACCUUUCUUCGAGAUAAAGAUGAAUAUCAGGAGCAUACUUGCAAAGUAUUAUAUCUAUUAUACGAAUAUACACUGUACAUUUUUUACACAAAGUGUACAUUUUUUUUCUUUUGUUUGUUUCGUUUAAAUUUUCUCUCCUUUUUUUUUUUUUUUUUUUUUUUACUCCUUUUUCACUUAUCGAUAUAAACGAGUGCAGUCUGCGAAUACGGAGGUUUUAUACGGAGUUUUGAUAUUUUUUCUUUCUUUUUUUCUUUUUUUUUUUUUUUUUUCGACGCGAAAGAAAAUUUUUUUGAUUCUUUGUUUUCAUCAUUUCUCUCUCGCUCUCUUUCUUUCUAAUUAAUUAAGUGUGGAUGUAACGUGUGAUUUUAUAGUAAUUUGUGUGUGACUAUUUCAUAAUAUCCUCAGACGUGUAUCGGCAAAUGGAGAUAAAUGUGCAAACGAAACAGAUAGAAAUGAUCAGAGCAGGUACCAAAGUUUUUGUAAGACACUCGUACGAGUGAUAUAAUACUCUAAAUCCCUUAGAAUAAUUUUUCUUGCGUAUCAUUGAAAACUAAGGGUACAUAUAUGUAGAUUAAACUAACCGAUUCAACAGUAUUACAAUUCUAAUAAUAUUAUAUUCUAAACAUGAUCCUUUUUGUGCGAUCAGUAUUCUCUCUGCUCUUCGUUCGAUUACUCUCAUUCCUGUAAAAUUUAAGCCGUUUCGACGAUGUUGUUGAUAAUUUAUCUUAGUCUUAUAAUUUGUCUUUUUAAGUUAACACUUAAGAAAUUCCAUUGACGAUACACAUCUUUUCGAAAUACUGAUUAUUAUAUUAUUAUUUAUUGAUAAUCGAUUAAAUAUUCAAUUAAAUAUUCACUCAGUUUUUAUACGAUAAAAGAAAGAAAAAAAAAAAAGAUAGAACAUGAAAUGGGCGAAAAAUUGUAGCAAAGAAGCGAUAUAAAAGAAAAAGAAAAAAAAAAAAAAGAUUAUUUUGUGAGUAAAUUAAAUAUGAUCUUUGCUGUUUAUUCGAUUAUUUCAACCAUAAAAACGUACUAGGAUAUUACGAAUAACAGAGAUUUAAAUUAAAAAGUGAGAAAGAAAAAUUGUAAAUACGAAUAACGUGACUUUAAAAUAACUAUCGCACAUAAAUGUAUCUAAUAAUUAUUUAAUAUAUUGCAGAUAUAAAUGGUAUAUAUAUGUAUCUAUAUUUUCAUCGUUUUUGAAAUCCCUACAUUCAAAAUUCUUAUUAUUUGAAAUUUAAAAAACGAUUAUAUUAUCUUACAACAGGGUUAGACAUAUUGCGCAUGCGCAUUAUUGCCAGUUCAUCACGUCGAAUCUUAUUUAAUUGUAAUUAUUUAUAAUAACAUUUAAUUGUAAUAAUUUAAUUUUUAUUGUUUAAAAUAUUAUAAUUGUAAUCACAAAAAAUAUUGCGAAUAUACAUAUUAUAUCGUUAUUACGCAUUUUAAUUCUUCAAUUCAAAUCAAAUCAUCGAUUCGUGUUUUCCAUCAUCAUUUAUCAUUGCAACGAAUUACCAAAAAACGUUUUCAAAAUUAUACGUAUACAUUUAAUCCGAUAUGAUUUGAUUUAAAUGUGAACAAUACGAUACAUCUGUGACACGUUUAUGAUAAUGAAAAUAAUAAAAAAGUCUAUAAUAUAUAAAAUAUUUCACAAUUCCGAGAAAAAACGUUAACAUUGGCGGUAACAGCUGAUUUCAAAGGUAGACCUCUAGCGGCCAUCGCUAGAUUUAUUAAUAUACAAGAAAGAAGGAAGUCUAGAGAGGGGGAAAUAGAAAGAGAAGAGCGAGAUGGAUACACAGGCGCAGUCUUGCGGCAGAUUUCCGUAGGAGAGAAAGAUCAAUGGGUGGUCAGAGAGUAAGAUGGCGGACUGCGAAUCGGAGGUGCAGCGCUUGCCAGCCGCGAACGAAGACGUAACGAGAAACGCGAAUGUAACAAUGAUUACCAACGGACGCGUGCCUCAACAUCCGGUAAACCAAACAAAUCCUAUCGGACAAGGACCGAGACGCGUCACUAUUUACAAAACCGAAACUGGUUUUGGGUUCAAUGUACGCGGUCAGGUCAGCGAGGGUGGACAACUACGAAGCAUCAACGGAGAACUGUACGCGCCGCUUCAGCAUGUCAGCGCCGUAUUACCUCGAGGUGCUGCCGAAAAAGCCGGCGUACGAAAAGGCGAUCGUAUACUAGAAGUAAACAGCGUGAACGUCGAGGGAGCAACCCACAAACAGGUGGUGGAUUUGAUAAAGUCGGGGGGCGACGUGUUGACGUUGACUGUCAUCUCUGUCACGCCGCAAGAAGCGGAGAAGCUCGAACCGUUCGAAGACUUGAGUUAUGCAUCGGUGGACUACAGCGAAAAGCGAUCCCUGCCUAUCAGCGUGCCCGAUUACCACGUUCGUGAGAGGAAGCACGAACGUUACGUCGUUUUCAACGUUCACAUGGCAGGCAGACAUUUAUGCUCUCGACGCUACCGGGAAUUCGCCGCUUUGCACAUGGCCCUCAAGAAAGAAUUUAUCGGAUUCAACUUUCCCAAAUUACCGGGAAAAUGGCCAUUCCAAUUGAGCGAGCUGCAACUUGACGCGAGAAGGCGCGGUUUAGAACAAUAUUUGGAAAAGGUUUGUGCCGUGAGAGUAAUAGCCGAAAGCGAUAUCAUGCAAGAAUUCUUGGCCGAUAGACUCGAAGAAGAUGGUGAUCAAGGGCCAGCAGUCGAUUUAAAAGUACUCUUGCCGGAUCGCGAGGUUGUUACUGUUACAGUUGCUAAGGCCGCCUCCGUCAGUGACGUGUACGAUGCGGUGUGCAGUAGAGUGGGAUUGGACGCAGAAACGGCGAAAUACUUUUAUCUUUUCGAGAUCGUCGAGUACAAUUUCGAAAGGAAACUGCAACCCCAUGAACAUCCUCAUACUUUGUACGUUCAAAAUUACUCGACCGCCAGUGUGACGUGUUUAGCAAUAAGAAGGUGGCUUUUUAAUUUGAAUAGACCGCUCAGCGAGCAAGCGUUAACUUGGAUAUUCUGGCAAACGGUGGACGAAGUGAACAGGGGGCAUAUCACGGCGGGAGAAAGAUUAUACCAGUUAAAAGCGUUGCAAGACGCUUCGAGAAAGCACGAGUAUCUAAAAUUGGCGAGGGAAUUGAGCGGUUAUGGCGAUAUCGUGUUCCCUCACUGCGCAUGCGAUUCGCGAAAGGAAGGUCACGUGGUGCCCGCCGUAGGCGCACCGGCAUUUAAGCUUCACGCGGCGAAGGAGGACGGCACUUUGGAAUCUCAAGUUGUUGAAUUUCAAUGGAACACUAUUACGCGAUGGGAGGUGGAUGAGGAAGGGAUGGCGUUCUGCUUUCAAUAUACACGCCAGGAUAACCGUCCACCGCGCUGGCUCAAGCUUUUCACACCUUAUUACACGUUCCUGUCGGAUUGUUUCGAUCGAAUAGCCGAGGAAGGGAAAUGGGAUGAUCCAGGAGAAUGAAGAAACGUCGAAAGGAAAAAAGUAAAAAAAUAAAAAGCAUAUUCGGUGCAUAAUAGCAAAAAGGUAUCGAUCUUUCGUCGAGGUAUCAUUUCAUUUGUGCGAGGACUUUUUGAUCGGGAUUACUUUUUCACGGCGAUUUAAAAAUCAAUGAGACGCUCUGAUCGUAAUCUCGCUUUGUCCAGCCUCGCCGUCAACGAUGCAUCGUUACGUAUUAUUAUUAUUAUAUAACGUUGUUUUUAGUAUAAUGUUACAAAUACACAGUAAUCGAAAAUCAACAAUUUCUCUGUUCUAAAAGAAAUAGAAAUUAACGUGAAACUUGUCCAACUUGAUGAAACGCUAUUUAUCAGUAGUAGAUUAGAUUUUAUUUAAAGAGAUGCAAAUUACUUUUAACAGCUAAGAUUACGGCUAAGAUUAACUAUCGUUAACAUUAUCCUAAUCAUCUGUCUAGAUGAAAUCUAUUUUCUUGGCCUAUCGUUCACGUAGAGUGUAUUAAUUAAAAUCACGAUCGAGGAGAAUCACCGGAGUCGUUCCUUUUUUACUAGCCUAAUAAUAGUUAUCGCCAAUUUUCAUUAGAUCCCAAAUGCAAAUGUAUUCAACUUAACCAAGAAGUAUUAUCUUUCGAAUACGCACGUAAAUUUUUUUUUUUCUUUUCUUUUCCCCCCCUUUCUAAAAUCUUUCAACACUGUCCGUCUUCUUUCUUAUGUUAAACAAUUAUAUAUAUAUAUAUAUAUAUACACAUAGAUAUAUAUAUAUAUAUACAUAUUCAUAGUGAAAUAGGUUAUCGCAAUAUCCAUUUCAUGUUAUUCGUAUGGAAAAAAAAGAAAGAGAAAAAGGAAAAAAAAAAUAAGCGUAAUAGAGCAGAAUAGCACAGAUGCAUACUUUUUCCCGAAGCUAUAUUUUUACUAUUAAAGAUGCAGAAAUAUAAAGCAGAAUUGUUCUUUGAUCCGAUCUCGUCGUCGUAAUCGGUAGUAUGUACAAAUGGAUGGAUGUGCUAGAGGUGUGAAAUAAAUUGAGACGUUAAUUCAACUGUAAAAAAAAAAAAAAAGAACAAAAAAAAACCGUAGCUGUGUUUAGGACAAGAUUCAUCGUUGAAACGAAUUAACUUCAUUAUCCUCCAACGUUAUACGAAAAAUUCAUAGGAAAAAAAAAAAAAAAAAGAAAACACUAGAGUUCGCAAAAUUUGUAGGAAGAGUGACACAUCUAUCUAAAAUAUAAAUAAAAGACUUGUGGGAAACGAAUUAAUAGGAGAGAAGAAAGAAGAAGAAGAAGAAAAAAGAAACGCCAUAGCGAGAGAGAGAAAAAGAUAAUACUCAGUGACGUUGUUAAAGAAGAGAUACAGAUAAUAAUAUAAUAAUAAUAAUAAUAAUAAUAAUAAAAAAGAACGAAACAAUUAUAUAUAUAUAAUUUUAACGUCUUUAGGAUCGGUUAAGAACACUCGAUGAACUUUAAAAAAAAAAAGAAAAAGAAAAGAAAAGCAUCUCGGCCUGUUCGUCGUGUGUUUGACCGAAACUGGAAACAGCGAAUUCUUCGGAACGCCAAUCUAUCUUUUGGGAUGCGCAUUUACAUUGUCUCCGUGUUUUCUUCUCUUUUAUAUAUUUUUUUUUUUUAUCCACGUUUGCUUUCGAUAGCGAUCCAGCACUUCCGGGCGGUUCCGAACGGAUUCGCUCGUCUUCUCCAAGAAAUGAGAAAAGCCUCGGCAGAUAAUAAUUAUAUAGUGAUAGAGUGUAUAAUUAUCGUUAAUGUUUUUAAACUUUAUUCCAAGUGAAUUGUGCGCGUGAAUCUUUCGAGGCGAAAUCGGUUUAUCUUUAAAUCGGAAUCGAGGGGGGAAAGGCAACGUGUUACGUAAAUAGGAUUAAGCUCAAGUCCUUGAGUUGCUGUAAAAAUAACAAGAAUCUCCUUUGCGGUUACGAAGAGAUCUUUCGAUAAUCGAAGACGAAGGUUUUAAUCGAUAAUGUAGAAUCGAAGGAAUCAAGGAAUUAAUUCGACUCGAUUCGAUUUACACAGUAUUCGAAACAAUUUCGUUAUUUUUAUGCGAUUCAAGGCAUCGAACACCGAACUAUCCGAUCAGAUCAGAUGUGUAUAAACGAUGUCUGAGAUAUAGAUAUCUACUUAUAUAUAUAUAUAUAUAUAUAUAUUUGUUCCGUGUGAUCGAUUGUGAUCGUAACGGAAAUAUACAAAUGAGGAUGCUCGAUCCUCGUCAUCGAGUCCAUCUUGGGAACUGUGCAAAAUGAUUGAGCUUCGUUGAAAAGCUGUUAUUGAGAAAAAAAAAAAAAAAAGAAGAAAGAAAGAAAUUAUCUUGCAUUCGAAGAGAUGAGUGAACGAAGAUGGACCUUCGGUUUUUUUUUUUUUCUCUCUCGAGGCUCGUCGAUCGAAAAAAUUGUAUUCAUCCACGACGCUUCGAAGUUCCCUCCGACGACUUGAAGCAACUUUGUAACUUUGUAACUUCGCCAAUACGAUUAUCUUUUUCCUUCCUUUUUCUUUUUUGUACAAGUUAUUCGUAUAUCUAUAAGCAUAAGUUCUCGUAAAAAAUUUUCCAAAUUACUUACACGAUACUAAUAAUUGAUCGUAUUGAGCGAAAAAAAAUUUUUAUUGCUGGUUUAAGUUUUUUUUUUUUCUUUCCUCUUCCUAAUCGCCACACGAAUAAUAUCGAACAAGUAUUAAAAAAAAUGCCAUAGAUGAUAGACUCUCUCUGGCCGAAGGUCGAAUCAAUUCGCAGAAACGGCUGUAUUUCUCACGCCCUUUUGUGAUGUAUUAUCCCAUUAAACGAUGAAGUAAUUACAUAAUUAAUUAAUAAAAAAAAACUGAGAAUAAAACAGAGUUCGAGUUCUUUUUUUUUUUUUUCUUCUUCUUCUUCGGAGCCACCAUUGCUUUCUUUGGCGAAGUUAUGCGCAUGCGUAGAUCGAAUUAUACAAGUCCGAUAAUCGUAGAGAUAUUUUCCAGAACGAAAAUUAAAGGGAAUCAUUAAGCGAAACGAUAAAUUAUAAAUAUAUACGUCCAAAUUGUAUCCAAUUGUAUAAAUUGAUAUAGCUUUAUAUUAUAUAUAUAUAUAUAUAAGUUGUUAAAUUUUUAACUACUACGUUUGUUACCACUACUACACUUUAUUUAUCUUAUAUAUACGUCCGUUGUAACUAAAAAAAGAAAAAAAAAAACCGUCGAACGCAAAAAUUAACUGAUUUAUUAACCGAUACGAUUAUUUUAUAUCGUUGUAUAUCGGUAAUAUUUUUCUAUUUCAAAAAAUUGGAUAAGGAGAGAUGUAUUUGUUCGUUUCCAAGGAAGCGGAAGGUUAAUUAUUAAUUACUUCAUUGAUCAUCGCGUUGAGAAGAGAGAGAAGAGAGAGGGGGGAAGAGGAGAAAGAAAGAAAGAAAGAAAGGAAGAAAAGUCUGUUAAACCGGAGAACGAGUUAGAUAGUAUAAUUUAAUUAUUAUUGUUACAGUAUAAGACCAUAUCAUUAUAAUUAACACUUUUUAGGCGUUAAUUAAAAUUAAAACACUAUGUAUUAAUCGUAGCCCGUAAUAACAAAUGCUCCAAACAAUUUCAAUCAUGUAACUUAUCAGUUCGCGACUUUUCCUGUAAAAAAGAAAAAAAAAGAAAAAAAAAACUGGAUAUAUUUCGGUACACAGCGAAUUGAUAUUAUCGUUCGAUUUGUUUUCUCGGUGAUCAUCUUGUUAAGAUAACGGAAGAGAGAAAUAAUAAUAACAAUAAAAAGAGAAAAAGAAUAUUACAGAGAA
Molecule: messenger RNA, 9775 nt
Organism: Apis cerana (Asiatic honeybee)
Lineage: Eukaryota; Metazoa; Arthropoda; Insecta; Hymenoptera; Apidae
Gene: Snx27
Product: sorting nexin 27
Biological process (GO): signal transduction; intracellular protein transport; endocytic recycling
Cellular component (GO): early endosome
Molecular function (GO): protein binding; phosphatidylinositol-3-phosphate binding
Source: RefSeq, a predicted model, not a curated record